UUAAAAAAUGCGUUGUGAAGGUCAACAAAGUCACUUCUAGAUGAUUUGAACAUGAUGAGAGAAUGUUAAUAUCAGUCCCGUGACUUGAAUGGGAUUUUUGUAAAUGUGGGAGUGUUCGACAUAGUAGCUGACUUUAUAGGCAAGUCGAGAUCUACAAAUCACCUUGCAUGAUAAAUAACUACUCAAUAUUAUUUAUAGAUCAUUCAGUCAGUCACAAUUUACCCAUAAUACAUCAGUUUUGAUGUUCUCGAACACUGUCUGAGUGACUGCUGAAGGAAGCCUUCUCUGCAUAAGCUUCUUGGUCCCUGACAUAGAGUUGGAUAGAAGGUACAUCUUGACAUCUUUGUCAUGAUGUCUUCUGGAGCAGAAUGAGCAGCAUCAUUGAGGGCUAUUUCCGUAUUAAAGUAGUUAAUAUCUUCAACUUCCAUAAGUUUAAUAACAGUCGGUAUACCAACUGAAAUGGUGUAUUCAAUGGCUUUAGUCAUGCUAAAAUGGGCUUUGAAGCAAGUACGCCCUCUAUUCAACUCUAUUGUCCCUGACUGCUUCAAUGUUGUGUCAACCAGACUUCAAACCUCACACUCAGUGUCUAUUUAUAUAGACUUCCAGUAAGUUAACUUGCAACACAUCUCCCCUUCACUCUGUAAGUAUGCUUGAUGAUAUCUUAAAAUAUGUUUAUUUUAUCAUUUGUUUGUUUCCAUGAACUUCUGUAUCCUGUUGUGCGCAUGGCGAUGCUAUUAUAAUGUAUGUUUUGUUUUUCUGUUAUUUACAGUAUACUCUGUAGAUGUAUUUCUGCGUAUUUAAUCUGAUACAGUAUUGUACAUGUGGUUACACAUAUAAUACUUUAGCAUGGUAUUUUAAGGACUCUGAAAGCAAUAGAUUGUUGUGGAGACUUGUUUGAAAAUGACCUAAAUUAAGACUGAAAGUAACAGUGAUUAGGUGGAUGCUUCGUAAGAGCUUUAGGAGUAGUAUUAACAUGAGACACAGUGAUGGUGGGUUGUGUUUAGGAGUAGUAUUAACAUGAGACACAGUGAUGGUGGGUUGUGUUUAGGAGUAGUAUUAACAUGAGACACAGUGAUGGUGGGUUGUGUUUAGGAGUAGUAUUAACAUGAGACACAGUGAUGGUGGGUUGUGUUUAGGAGUAGUAUUAACAUGAGACACAGUGAUGGUGGGUUGUGUUUAGGAGUAGUAUUAACAUGAGACACAGUGAUGGUGGGUUGUGUUUAGGAGUAGUAUUAACAUGAGACACAGUGAUGGUGGGUUGUGUUUAGGAGUAGUAUUAACAUGAGACACAGUGAUGGUGGGUUGUGUUUAGGAGUAGUAUUAACAUGAGACACAGUGAUGGUGGGUUGUGUUUAGGAGUAGUAUUAACAUGAGACACAGUGAUGGUGGGCUGUGUUUAGGAGUAGUAUUAACAUGAGACACAGUGAUGGUGGGUUGUGUUUAGGAGUAGUAUAAACAUGAGACAGUGACGGUGGGUUGUGGUUUUGUUGGUUUAAAUGCACACACUCAGUAUCACUUCCCUGUUCUCCUUUCCUGUCUGUCCUCUGACAGACCUCCUGAGUCAUAUCAGAAAUCUGUAUAUACACAUUAGACUUUACAGAACAUGUUCCUCUGUAGCUCAGUUGGUAGAACAUGGCACCUGCAACGUUAUGGGUUUGCUUCCCAGGACCACCCAUAGGUGCUCUAGUCUAGAUCACUGAACCUUCAGUACCACUUUGAUGCAGCCGAUGAGGAGUGAUGGUCAUGGGUGUGUAAAUGGAAUGGGUUCUAAUUGAAUAACAUCAUGGAACUUUGACCUGUAUAUACAGAACUCAGAAGGGCAAGGUUUUCACUCACUACCAGACAGUUGACUCACUGUACAAGACCUCUCCUCUUCACUUCACUCUACUGCAGGGUGGGAGAUGCAACAAUGGCCUUGAGAACAGCAGGAAGUGUGUUGGUGGUCUUUCUCUGGUCUGUGACAGUGGUACUGGGUCAGGAUGGCUGGAGUGUGACUUACACCACUCAGAGUAUCUGUACCUUGAAGGGGUCAUCAGUGGAUCUGACCUGCUCUUAUACAUAUCCCAGAGGUAAAGUCACAACAACCUUCUGGUUCACUAAAUGGGGGACUGGUGUAGAACCUGAAGAUCUAGGUCAGGACCCAGAGUAUGCAGGUCGUCUGGAGUAUCAUGGAGAUAAGAAGAAAGACUGUACCCUGAGAAUCACAGACCUGAGAGAGAGAGACUCAGCUAUGUACAAAUUCAGAUUACUAACAGAUCAGGAAGGAGGGAAAUAUUCUGGAAGUCCUGGAGUCUCUCUGUCUGUCACAGGUCUUCAGGUGAAGGUGACUGGUGGACAGCAGGAUAAGACACUGACCUGUAUCACCACCUGUACUCUGACUGACAACCCCACCUACAUCUGGUACAAGAACGGACAAAAUCUAGAUGAGAGCACCUCCCCCCAGUACAAAGGCCCAGUCUCCAAUGACUAUGAUGACAGUUAUUCCUGUGCUGUAAAAGGUCAUGAGGAUCUCCUCUCUCCUGCAGUGUGUGUUCAGGGUCAGAGCUGCAACAGAGUGACUUACACCAAGAGGAGAAUCUGUGUCUUAAAGGGGUCAACAGUGGACAUAUCCUGUACUUAUGGUGGUUAUUAUUACACCACAUCAUCAAUCUGGUUUAGAAGUGAUAAGUCGACCCCUGAAGACCUAACCAGAGACCCAGGGUAUGCAGGUCGUGUGGAGUACACUGGAACACACAGAGGUCCCUUCACCCUGAGAAUCACAGAUCUGAGAGAGGACGACUCAGCUGAGUAUCGCUUCACUUUUAAAACACACAACGUUGAAUGGGGUCAUAGUUUCCCAGGAACAACUCUGUCUGUCACAGGUCUGCAGGUGAAGGUGACUCCUGCUGCAGAGGGACAGAAGACACUGACCUGUAUCACCACCUGUACUCUGACUGACAACCCCACCUACAUCUGGUACAAGAACGGACAGCAUCUAGAUGAGAGCACUUCCCCCCAGUACAAAGACUCAGUCUCCAAUGACUAUGAAGACAGUUACUCCUGUGCUGUUAAAGGCCACGAGAAUCUCCACUCUCCUGCAGUGUGUGUUGUGGGUGAGAGCUGUAUGAAUGUGACUUACACCCAUCAGAGUAUCUGUGCUUUGAAAGGGUCAACAGUGGACAUAUCAUGCUUUUACACACAUCCCAGUUGGCAUAACAUCACAGAAGUGUCCUGGUUCAACAAAUGGGAGUCUGGUGUCACUAAAGACCUCAGCCUGAACCCAGAGUAUGCAGAUCGUGUGGAAUACCAUCGACAAACAGAGAAGGACUCCACCCUGAGAAUCACAGACCUGAGAGAGAGUGACUCAACUGAGUACAAGUUCAGAUUUACAACUGAUGAGGCAAGAUGGGGGUACAGCUUCCCUGGAACAACUCUGACUGUCACAGGUUCUCAGGUGGAGGUGACUCCUAAAUGGAGUUCAGAGUCAAAGACACUGACCUGUAGCACCACCUGUACUCUGAGUAACCCCAACACCAUCUAUAUCUGGUACAAGAACGGACAACAUCUAGAUGAGAGCACCUCCUCCCAGUACAAAGGCCCAGUCUCCAGUAACUAUGACGAUAGUUACUCCUGUGCUGUAAAAGGUCAUGAGGAUCUCCUCUCUCCUGCAGUGUGUGUUCAGGGUCAGAGAUGCAACAGAGUGACUUACACCAAGAGGAGAAUCUGUGUCUUGAAGGGGUCAACAGUGGACAUAUCCUGUACUUAUGUUGGUUAUUAUUCCACCACAUCAUCAUUCUGGUUUAGAAGUGAUAAGUCGACCCCUGAAGACCUAACCACAGACCCAGGGUAUGCAGGUCGUGCAGAGUACACUGGAACACACAGAGGUCCCUUCACCCUGAGAAUCACAGAUCUGAGAGAGGACGACUCAGCUGAGUAUCGCUUCACUUUUAAAACAGACAACAUUGAAUGGGGUCAUAGUUUCCCAGGAACAACUCUGUCUGUCACAGGUCUGCAGGUGAAGGUGACUCCUGCUGCAGAGGGACAGAAGACACUGACCUGUAUCACCACCUGUACUCUGACUGACAACCCCACCUACAUCUGGUACAAGAACGGACAACGUGUAGAUGAGCCCACUUCCCAACAAUACUCUAGUAAUACCCUAGUAGUGUUGGGUCAUUCUGUGGACAGUUACUCCUGUGCUGUAGAACACCAUGAGGACCUCCACUCUCCUGCAGUGUAUGCUCCAAAGAACACCUCAGUGUCAGUCAGUCCCUCUGGUGAAAUAGUGGAGGGCAGUUCAGUGACUCUGACCUGCAGCAGUGAUGCCAACCCACCUGUGGACAAAUACACCUGGUACAAGAUGAACGUAGCCUCACCAAAAGCAUCAGGACAGAGUUACAGCAUCACUAACAUCAGCUCUGAGGACAGAGGAGAAUAUUACUGUGAAGCUGAGAAUAAAUAUGGACGACUCAACUCUUCUUCUGUGUCUGUGGACGUUCAGUAUACUACAGCAUUGUUUCUCUGGGUUCCUGUGGUGGGGGUGGGGGCUGCCCUGACUGUUGGAGCUCUGCUCCUCACCAUCUACUGCUAUAUGAAGAGGAGACACACAGGAGGAAGUGAUGACACAGCAGACACACAGAGUGUCCAUCCUGACCCUAACAGUGACAUGUACACAUCUCUGAACAUGAAGACCAGGUCACCAGAGUAUGACACCCUGGCAAAUGUGAGGGACUUCGCAGUGACACAGCCCUCAGAUACAUGCUGAGCCCUCCGAUUAUGAGAUCUUAAGAGAACCACCACAGAACCUGGACAAAAGAGAACCACCACAGAACCUGGACUGAAGAGAACCACCAAAGAUUCUGUACUGAAUAGAAUCUCCACAGAACCUGGGCAGAAGAGAACCACCAAAUAUUCUGGACUGAAGAGAACCACCACAGAACCUGGACUGAAGAGAACCACCACAGAACCUGGACUGAAGAGAACCACCACAGAACCUGGACUGAAGAGAACCACCAAAGAUUCUGGACUGAAGAGAACCACCACAGAACCUGGGCAGAAGAGAACCACCACAGAACCUGGACUGAAGAGAACCACCACAGAACCUGGACUGAAGAGCAACAGCAUCAAACCAAAGCUCGGCCUCACAAUGUUAUUCUCUUACUAUCAUGUUGCUUUUUAAUCUAGAAGGUUUGAGACAAUGAGCUUUAACUUUUGAGUAAGUGCUGGAAUUUAGAUUGUUCUCCUAAUGAUAAAUACAGUAUGUGCACUACCAUUCAAAAGUUUGGGGUCGCUUAAAAUGUCCUUGUUUUUGAAAGAAAAGCAAAAAAAAAAGUCCAUUAAAAUAGCAUCUAAUUGAUCAGAAAUGCAGUGUAGACAUUGUUAAUGUUGUAAAUUACUAUUGUAGCUGGAAAUGGCAGUUGUUUUAUGGAAUAUCUACAAAGGCAGACAGAGGCCCAUUGUCAGCAACCAUCACUCCUGUGUUCCAAUGGCACAUUGUGUUAUCCAAGUUUAUCAUUUUAAAAGGUAAAUUAAUCAUUAGAAAACCAUGUUGUAAUUAUGUUAGCACAGCUGAAAACUGUUGUGCUCGCUGAUUAAAGAAGCAAUGAAACUGGACUUCUUUAGACGAGUUGAGUAUCUGGAGCAUCAGCAUUUGUGGGUUCAUUUACAGGUUCAACAUGUCAACUUAUCUGUUUACUAUCUGUAGAUUGUAUUGCUUAUCUUUUUUAUGGGAUUUUGCCAAUUCCAGAUUUUUAUAACAUAUAAAGUUAUGUCUUGUCUUAGUGACACAAAAAGGAAUAAUAUUGACAAGAGCUUUUAAAUAUUUGUAUCUCUGGAGU
Molecule: messenger RNA, 5816 nt
Organism: Oncorhynchus masou masou (cherry salmon)
Lineage: Eukaryota; Metazoa; Chordata; Actinopteri; Salmoniformes; Salmonidae
Product: sialoadhesin-like
Exons: 16
Coding region: 1910-4744 (944 amino acids)
Source: RefSeq, a predicted model, not a curated record